This is a messenger RNA of Prosopis cineraria, 3103 nucleotides long. Its product is annotated as BTB/POZ domain-containing protein NPY5-like. The transcript is spliced from 5 exons. Gene Ontology annotation, molecular function: protein binding. The coding region runs from base 1000 to 2862 and encodes 620 amino acids. Lineage: Eukaryota; Viridiplantae; Streptophyta; Magnoliopsida; Fabales; Fabaceae. The record is from RefSeq and is a predicted model, not a curated record.
UCUUUAUGCCUGUGUGUUGGUGUAUGUAUAAUAUUGACACAGUCACAUGUACAGUAAGAGCUUUCAGCUUUGUGUUUUUGUCGCGACCAAUCUUGUUUGGUUCUUUCUACUUUGGCAAUUCCAGACAUGCUUUCAGAUUUCAUAUCUCUUUAGCCUCAGUCCUGUCCCCUUAUCUUCUUGUAUCUCUCUGUUUGUCCUCCGAUCUACUUUGGUUUCUCAAAUAUUCCCACACCGAAUAUUCUCCCUCUCUGCUUUUGCUAGCCAUGCUUCGUUCCUCACUUCCCAUCUCCUCAUUCUGCUUCACCAUUUCAUUGCCAACCAUGGAAUUCCUCUGCUCGCUGUUUCUCCGAAUCUAAUUAAUUAGCUUGGCAUGCAACUUUCCGAGUCUGACAAACUGUUAUUUCCCACAUGUUCUUCAAGAGAAGUGAACAAGAACCUUAUUCCUACAGAAGAGUAAUAAAGUUUGGUGCUUGGGUUCGAAGGAGGAACAGAUAGAGCGCUCAAAAGGUGUAUAGUAAAAGAAUGUUGAGCAGGGAAUUUGAGUUCUGAACCAGAAAGACUAUUGCUUUGCUUGGGAAUAUCAACGAUGAGAAGAAAGAGAGAUAAAUAAAUAAGUGAGCGGGUCGGUGGUGUCAGUACUCAGUAUUGAGCAAGUGGGGGUGUCUCUGGUUUUGAGAAAUUUUACAUUAUGUUCGAGAUUGUCUCUGUGACCAAUGUCUCCUUUCUUGAACCUCUUCGCCGUGCUCCUUGGGCUGUGUUGCCAAUUCAAUGAACAAUCUCUUCUUUCAGUCUCUUGAUCUCUUCUCCUUCUAUUGGAGGACUAAUUCUCAUAAUCACAGAGGAAAAACCACUUCUUGCUUCUCUUUCUGGCCUCGUUUUCUGGGAAAAGAUUCGGUCAUACAAGGAAAUAUACCAUUCUUCUAUAACAUUCAUCUCUCGUCUUCCCUUGAAUUUGAGUGAAGGAUUAGCAUUCAGGAAUUGGAUCAAUAGGGGGGCAGGAUGAAGUUCAUGAAACUUGGAUCUAAGCCUGAUUGUUUUCAAUCUGAUGGCGAUAAUAUCAGAUAUGUGACUGAUUUGGCAACUGACAUAGUCAUCAGUGUUGGAGACGUGAAAUUUUAUCUCCAUAAGUUUCCUCUUUUAUCCAAGUGUUCCCGAUUGCAAAAGUUGGUUACGAACACAAAUGAGGACACUAAUGGUGAAAUUCAGAUUCAUGACAUUCCUGGAGGAUCUGCUGCUUUUGAAGCAUGUGCCAAGUUCUGUUAUGGCAUGACAGUCACCCUCAACGCAUACAACGUUGUUGCAGCCAGAUGUGCAGCAGAGUAUCUUGAGAUGUAUGAAACUUCUGAGAAAGGAAACCUCAUCUACAAGAUUGAAGUCUUCCUUAACUACAGCAUUUUCAAGAGUUGGAAAGACUCAAUCAUUGUUCUUCAAACUACUCGCUAUCUUCUUCCAUGGUCUGAAGAACUUAAAAUAGUGAGUCAUUGCCUCGACUCUAUAGCUUCCAAGGCUUCAAUGGAUACAUCCAAGGUGGAUUGGCCAUAUACCUAUAACAGGAAAAAGCUUUCCUUUGAAAAUGGGAAUGAUUCUCAUUGGGACAGUGUGAGGAAACAUCAGACAGUUCCAGUGGACUGGUGGGUGGAAGACCUUUGUGAGCUUCAACUCGAUCUUUAUAAGCGAGUCAUGAUAACAAUUAUAACCCAAGGCAAUGUCUCUGGGGCUGUAAUUGGAGAAGCUUUAAAUGCUUAUGCCUCAAGAAGGUUACCAGGUUUUGACAAGGGAGUGAUACAAAAAAGUGACAACAUGAAAUAUAGAUUACUGUUGGAUACUAUCAUCCGACUACUGCCUGUUGAGAUGGACAAUGUCUCUUGCAGUUUCUUGCUCAAGUUAUUAAAGGCAUCAAUUGUUUUGGAAUAUGAAGAGUUGGAGAUAUCUGAACUGAUGAGGAGAAUAGGGCAGAAUCUUGAGGAGGCUACACUAUCUGAUCUUUUGAUUCCAGCAUCAGUUGGUGAGACAGUGAUGUUUGAUGUUGAUACUGUACAAAGGCUAGUUGAAGAGUUUGUGGCAUUUGAGCAGAGUUAUCAGAAAACCGAUUCUCGUAUGGGAGGAGAUGAAUUGCAAGAAAUCAGAAGCCCAAGGAAGGUGUCGGAUACUUCUAAGCCGAAGGUAGCAAAAUUAGUGGAUAACUACCUUGCUGAGAUUGCGCGUGAUCCCAGUUUGCCUCUCUCGAAAUUCAUCAUUAUUGCUGAAUUGGUAUCAAGCUUUCCAAGACCAUCUCAUGAUAGCCUUUACAGAGCCGUUGACAUGUAUUUAAAGGAACACCCCAAAAUCAACAAGAGUGAGAGGAAAAGAAUAUGCCGGUUAAUGGAUUGCAAGAAGUUGUCAGCAGAAGCCUGCAUGCAUGCUGUGCAGAAUGAGAGGCUUCCCUUGAGAGCAGUUGUGCAAGUUCUCUUCUUUGAGCAGCUUAGAGCCACAAAAUCAUCUGGUGGGACCGCAACAUUGGAUGCUCCAAAGUGUACUAGGAACUCGCUUCCUGACGGGUCUCAUGGCAGCUCAAGAUCUACCACAACCAAUACAGAAGAAGAAUGGGAUGCUCUUAAAGGCCAACUUGCUACACUAAAAUUAUCACAUGGCAGUGACAGAAGCAGCAGCAACGAUGGUGGUGGAAAAGGAAAUGCUGAUAAACUAGCAGCUAGUAAGAUGAAAGGAUUGCUCAUGUCAAAGAAGAUAAUCUCUAAGAUUUGGUCAAGCAGGGAAAGAAAUGGUGAGAUUACUAGCUCUGAUACUUCAGAGAGCCCUACUUCUACAGUCAUGGAGGAAACAAAAUCUACCCCAUCUACAAGCGGCAGACAAUCAAUGUCUUAGAACAUGUUUUGCAGCAUUAGGACUAGGGAGCUAUGAGCUUUGCUGACAUCUUCCAAGCUGCUUCUUCCAUGAAAUUCUGAGCAAUAUUGGCAACAAGAAUAUUAAAUUAUAUUCUGGGUGGAUUGUUGCUGUAUCACUUGCUCAGAGAAUAGGCAUGGACUCUAAAAUUUUGCUGUACUGAAAUAGAAGUGUUUCCAGGUGUAUGCAUCUAAAUUCAUAAGAAUCUUGCAAGCCUCAAAAA